Closterium sp. NIES-65 is the source of this 678-nucleotide messenger RNA. Lineage: Eukaryota; Viridiplantae; Streptophyta; Zygnematophyceae; Desmidiales; Closteriaceae. The record is from the annotation of a GenBank genome assembly.
AUGGCAGCUACAUAUUUUCCAUUUGCAGAAACAGCUGCAUUAGUGACUCUGAUCGUGCAAAUUCUUCUCGUUUCGCAGACGCAGCAGCAGCAGCCUCCUGAGGCACUGCCUGCUGGAGCGGCGGCGGCGAUCGAGCAACCCCAGGGAACGGUGACCCGGCAGCAGCCCCCUCAGGAGACGGCGAAUGAUCCGGUGAAGCUGCAAGCGGGGAUUGCGCCGCUCAAGGAGGGCGUGGCGAAGGUGAACGAGAUGGCGACCUUGCUGCAGGACGGCGCAGCAAUGGUGCAGGACGCGGGGGCGAAACAGCAGAGCUCGAUUUUGAAGGACGGGGCGGGGAAGGUGCAGGCGGGGUUGACCGGGAUGGGAGAGGCGAUGGACUUGCUAAAGAACGGCUCUACAUCGAUUCUGGACGGCACAGGGACGAGUAUCUUCGCACCGGUGAAGGAGGCGGCGGAAACUCUGUUUGCGGGGAUGGCGGGGCUGGGGGAAGCGGUGGACGCGCUGGGAGGCGGGACGGUGAUUGUGGCGGACGGAGUGGAGAAGCGGCAGCAGGAGGUGGUAAAGGAGGGGUCGUUGAAGCUGCAGGGGGGAAUUGCGUCGCUGCAAAAAGCCGUGGUGCUGCUUCUGGACGGCGCGGUGAAGCUGCAGGACGCGGCGACCAAGGGGCUGGCGAAGUAG